Messenger RNA from Candoia aspera, 3574 nucleotides. RefSeq names its product SLIT and NTRK-like protein 6. The transcript has 2 exons. Gene Ontology annotation, cellular component: extracellular matrix. Gene Ontology annotation, molecular function: protein binding. Bases 173 to 1522 code for a protein of 449 amino acids. The record is from RefSeq and is a predicted model, not a curated record. NCBI's taxonomy places the organism in Eukaryota, Metazoa, Chordata, Lepidosauria, Squamata, Candoiidae.
ACAUCUUAAGUCAAAGUCACAGAAAUCACAUAAUGGCUUAAUGCUAUCUGUGGAACCAACCACAGCCUAAACCAACCACAACUUAAUCAUGAUGUGAUUAAUUCCUAGCAACAAGAGAGAACUAGUUGCUAUUUGCAAAGCAGUACAGCUCGUUUCUAUUUGUUGACAUUAGAUGAGGUUGCUCCAAAACCUUCAACAUUUGAGAGAUGAGCAACAGAAAGCAGGCCAUUUUGCUGCCAGGGUGAAUGAUAUGAAGUGGAAGUUGAAUCUUCCUUCAACAGAUCAGAAGAGAUGGACAGUCAUACUCUUUGGUGGGAUGUUGUUAGCAACCAAACUUACAUUAGGAGCAGUGGAAAAGACCUGCAACUGCAGCACAGAUAUCAGUUUCCAGAAAUUUAGGACCAAAUUAGCUCCUGAGAUAUGUUGUUUGAAUUUCACAAGGACUAAAAUUGAUACUUUGGACUGGAGCAUCUUUGCUGGAACUGUAGGCUUGAAAGAGCUCUACCUAUCAAACUGUAGUAUAUCACACAUUAAGAAUGUAAGUGUUGAUUCUUCUUCCCUGGAGAUUCUGUACUUGGACCAUAACCAAUUAAAUUGGCUCCCAGACAAUUUUCUGAGAAAAGCACCCAGCUUGCGUGUUAUUCACUUGGAGAGUAAUCAACUCCAAAAUUUAUCUGAGUCAUUUCUGGAAAUAUCUAACCAAAUCCAGGAGAUCUACCUUGACUUCAAUAACUUAUCUUCCCUUCCUUCUGGGAUUUUCAAACCUUCUCUUCUCACACUUGGUCUCUCUCACAAUAAUUGGGACUGCACUUGCAAUUUCCUUGAACAUCUGAAAAAGCAUAUCCUUAAUUCAUUUGACGUUGUUUGUCACACCCCAGAGCAUUACCAUGGCAUAAAUAUCAAAAACAUUUCCAAGACAGAAUUGUGCCAGAUUCAUAGACUCACAGCUCUGUUUGUUUGCCUACCUCUGGUCGCUAUUCUUGUCUUGGUCACCUGCUACUUUUGCAAGCACAAGAAGAAGAAGAAGAAUAGAAAGACAGGCUAUGCUCUUCAUGGUAGGAAGGAAUGCCAGUUGGCUACAGUGGAGAAGAAUGGUACCAACAGAUCAGAUGACCAUCAGUGCUCUAUCCCACAUGUCAUGCCUAUCCAUGGUGCUGCGGAGAACGAGAAGAAUAACUUGUUGAGAGACCAAAUUUUGCUUAAACCUUCAGCUGCACUAUUGGGAAGCAGCAGAGACCUUUAUGAGGAAGUGGAGAUCAAACUGGGGGCUUCUGAUGAUUCCUUGGCAUGUAGAAGUCUUGACCAAGACAAGUUGGGUACCACGAAACCAAUUAUUGAAGAGGAAGGGACGAUAGAUGGGGAGCCUGAAACAGAGACAAUGAGUGUAACAGAUGUUCUGAGAGAUUCAGCAGACCGUGAGAAGCUCUACAUGAACCAGUCAGUAGAUUAUUACAACCUUGUUCCUGGGAUUGAGUUGGAGGAUUCAGACCACACGGAGAAUGAGAAUGUAAAUCUUUGCUGAGGCUGCUUGUCAAAAGAAUGUGAUUUAACUGUGCUUUAAAUAAUAACCUUAAAUUAAUCUAUUAGAGGUAGAGGAUCUGCAGCCCCAACUUAUAUAAAAAAUGAGACCAUUUUGUGGCUUUUUCUAUUUUGCAGGAAUAGACAGCUUUGAAAGGGGACAUCUAUUGUAAUUAAGCAUAGAAGAAAAGCAAUAUUAGGGUAUGGUAGAAUCUACCCUAGUUUGAAUAGUGGGACAAUGUGGGCUGUCUAACUGCAGUUCCUUUCCAGCCCGUUAAUACUAUGCAUUUUUAACUAUGUACUUUAUAGUUUCCAAUAAAAGUUAAUACUUAUGAUUAAACUUUUCCUGAGGGGAAAGGCUCAAAAUAAAAACUUCUAUCAAAACCUGCGGCUUAACCCCCCCAUAAGAAUAAGAAAGGGGGUGUCAUCUGGGACAAAAUGCUUACAUUCCACUUUAAAAAACAGCUUCCCAUUCAUUAAUUCACAGCUCUAUAAUAUAUAAUAUUAUAUACAUUAUAAUUCUGCAUUAUUUUUCUGCAUGGCUUUUUCUAAGUCUACCUCCUGAAUUCUGAUAGUCUGUAUCCUGACAUUUGUUCUUGCAUAUGAGCUAGCCCUUCCAAUCAACCUCUACUUAUUUAGCUACAUCUAUCUUGGAUUGUGUCUCCAAUUGUUUAAGAACUCCUAUUUCAGAUUCCUGUGCAGGUGGAGACACUGCCUCCUAGUGGAAUGGAUGGCAUAAACACCUCUUAAAGGCUUUUUUGGGCCAUUUAAGAAAAUAUUUCAAACUCUUAGCAUAUCAUUUAAUUAACACGUUUUCUAACCUAUCCGAAAAAUAUAUAAUUUCCUUCAGUUUCUUUUGCUUUCACAGAGUUUGGACACAUACAGCUUGGCCUGUGCAAAUUCCUGAAAGAGUCUUCUUUUUUGGCCACCUUUCAUGGUCCAACAGUUGAGUACUAGAGAGAUUUCCAUAAGACAGAAGUUAAGUGAACACUAAUGGGACAAAAAUAGAUUGUUGGUCCAAAUCAACAUGUGAAAUUUCAUAUAUGUGCCUGCAUGUGUAUGUGUGUGCACACCCCUUAUUUCUUGUUUCAUGAUGCCUUGAGAUUGUGCUGCAAUUGGAGCUCUUUCCCUUCUAUUUAUCUCUUCAAAAUACAGCAACCCCAUCAGGGUCUAAACUUAACAACUUUCUGCUCCCUGGUCCAGAAAAAGCUCGCUCUCAUGUAACCCCAAUGGCUUAUCUUUUCUUUGUCCCCUCUUCCUAAAUUUCUUCUUUCCUAAGCUUCUGUUUCAGAGUCCAUUGCUUGUUUUUGGAUUUCCUGCCCUCUUAGUUUUCUUGGCUUCAUGUCUCUUUCCUCUGCUCCUUUCCCUAGGACAUUUCUGAGUUUUUAAUCCCGGCCAAAGGGGCAACUUUCCACUCCCUACAAAUGCAAACCCUUUAUUUCUCCAGCAGUUGGAAUAUUUGUGGCAUCACACGACCUGAAUCAUUUAGUGCCAUGAACUUUACUGCUAUUAGCACACUGCAAUGUAGGAUCUGUGUCACAAUUAUGCUUCAAAACUAUAUUAUGUAAGACUCGCAUUUACACAAGCACUGUUGCUGUGUUACUACAGUUUUGAAACUAAACAGUUCCAAGGUUAAGAACUGGUUCAACUAAACAAUUUAGUUCAAAUCUAGAGAAAACAAGAGGAAUGCUGUUUUUAUAAUUUUCUCAAUGCAUCUGAUAUUCACAAAAUCAGAAAUAUAUAUAUACAAGCACACACACACACACACACACACACACUCCAGUACGGUAGAGUAUUGCUCCAAAUAAUAAGGAGAGUCAUUUUUUAAAUCUAAACUGUAAGAAAUCAUUUGAUACUGACACACUUGCUGUGAAGAUGGUGUGUGUGUGCAUGUAGAUUUGUAUGUACAGUAUGUGUACCUUUUGUACUAAGCUGUUUUAUCUAUGUUAUUGUACCUUGUCUCUCUCAAAAAAAGAACAGAAUAUUUCUAAAACGGAAAAGUUAAUUGAAUAACAAAUUAAAUGCAUUGUUAUAAAAUAAACUUUUUAAAAACUAC